This is a messenger RNA of Aricia agestis (brown argus), 995 nucleotides long. RefSeq names its product calphotin-like (gene CPH20). The transcript has 4 exons. The record is from RefSeq and is a predicted model, not a curated record. Lineage: Eukaryota; Metazoa; Arthropoda; Insecta; Lepidoptera; Lycaenidae. Bases 125 to 958 code for a protein of 277 amino acids.
CAGAUUCUAACAAGGCAACGCAACGGUUGUGACGAAACCAGCAAGGUGAAUCCUCCAGUUUCGUAUAAAAGGUACAUACGUUGACAACGAUCACAUAUCGCAUCCACCGAUAAACACAACAACAAUGUUCGGAAAGAUCGUAUUCCUCGCUACCAUCGCUGUGGCUGUAGCCAAGCCCGCGCCGAGCGUGGUUGCUGCGCCUCUGGUUGCGGCAGCACCAGUGGUUGCACCGGCCCCAUUCGUCACCGCUUCAAGCUCACAAUACGUGGCAAGGAACUACAACGGCCUCGUCGCGUCUGCACCCCUUGUGGCCCCCGCUCCUCUCGUCGCGGCCCCUUACACUGUCGCUGCCCCUCUCGCUGCUCCUGUCGCUGCCGCCAGGUUGGUCGCCCCCGCGCCCUACUACGCCCCCUACUCGCCGUACUACGCGUCCGCACCACUUAUUAUUUCCACAUUCGCCCUCAUAGCAACGUGCAGAGCCAGCGGCAUAGGACACUUAGUGCCAGCCGUGCGUUCGGUGCCUAUAGUCAGAUAUGCUCCGUUCUACAACAUUCCUAAUGGCAUCAGAUCAAUACAUGCAGUAGCACCGCCAUUAUUACCAGCCCCUGCGCCGUUGCUGCCAGCUCCUGCGCCAUUACUGCCAGCUCCUGCUCCGUUCCUGCCACCUCCUGCACCGUUCCUGCCAGCUCCUGGGCCGUUCCCGCCAAUCCUCGCCAUCGCCGUGGCUACCGCCAGCGCUGGGGUGUUGCCGCUGGCGGCCGCCCCGGCUGCGCUGGUAGCGGCCCCCUCGUAUGCCGUCGCACCCUACGCCAGCUCCUACUCCGCGCACGCUGUCAACCACGCUGUGGCCGCCCCCGUGGUCACUCAAGCCUUCGCUGCCGCCCCCUAUGUUGCCGCUCCUGCCCCCUACGUAGCCUCAGCACCGUACGUCGCCGCCCCCGCCCCAUACUACUUUUAAGAUUUGGUGAUUAUUACUUAGUGACUUGCUCGAAGCU